Molecule: messenger RNA, 3204 nt
Organism: Gekko japonicus
Lineage: Eukaryota; Metazoa; Chordata; Lepidosauria; Squamata; Gekkonidae
Gene: RUNDC1
Product: RUN domain containing 1
Exons: 6
Coding region: 1-1674 (557 amino acids)
Source: RefSeq, a predicted model, not a curated record
AUGUGGACUUUGCAGAUGAACGUGAGGACUCAGAAGCAGCCCAAAGUGGCCCAUUUAAAUCCUGGCGGGGGUGGGAGGCCCUACCUGUCUCGCUUGGAGAAAGCCCCGCCCAGAAGCGUCGGAAGCGGGCCAAUCAGAGGCAUCCGGGAACGAGGCGGUCUUCGGUCCGGUCGCCUUUCGGUCCCUCCGUCCCCGGCUGGGUUCCCGCGGUCCGCUUUUGGCGCUGGACCGGAAGUGACGUCCCCGCCGCCUUCCGCCGUGUCCCGAGAGGCGCUUCCGGCUGCGGCGGCGAUGGAGGCGGCCGUGGCGGCGGAGCCGGGCGAGCGGUGGGCGCCGGGUGAGCAUGAGAAGCAGGAACUACUGGAAGCUCAGAAGGAAAAGCAGCGAGAGCUCAUCUUGGAGCUGAAGGCCCAGCUGGAUGACCUGGAAACAUUUGCCUACCAGGAAGGCAGCUAUGAUGCACUGCCUCAGUCCAUGGUCAUGGAGAGACAGCAGGUGAUCAUAGAGGAACUGAUCAAGAAGCUGGACAUGAACUUGAGCGAGGACAUUGCCUCACUGUCCCCCGAAGAGCUGCGCCAGCAGGUGGAUGUCGCUGUGGCGCAGAUUGUCAACCCAGCACGUGUGAAAGAGCAGCUUGUAGAGCAGCUGAAGACCCAGAUCCGGGACCUUGAAAUGUUUAUCAAUUUCAUCCAAGAAGAAGGCGGCAGCCCGGGCAAACCAGCAGGUGGGCCUUGUGAGUGUUCUGCUGGGAAGGCCGGCAGUGACCCCUGCAAGCCAAACACUCAGGAGCCUCGCAGGAACAACAAAGUGAACCCUGAAGAUGCCCGGAGGAUGCGAGAGACAGGACUGCAUCUCAUGCGACGCAUGCUUGCCGUGCUGCAGAUCUUUGCUGUGAGCCAGUUUGGUUGUGCGGCUGGGCAGAUCCCUCGCCAUCUGUGGCAGAAACACCAAGCGGAUAUGGAAUAUGCCCCCUUGGUGAAGAAGUUGGAAGCGGCUGUGGCCCACGUGAGACAGCUGGCCCAGAAGUCCCAGCUUGGAGAGCCGGAGCAUGUCGUCAGCUUCUCUGGGUCGCCGAACCCGGGCAGGCGGGAUGAGCUGACGCUUGCCGUGCGCAAGGAGCUGACGCUCGCCGUGCGUGACCUGCUGGCCCACGGCCUCUACGCCCCGUCCCCCGGGAUGAGCCUGGCCCUGGCCCCGAUUGCCUGCCUCCUGCCCGUGCUGAAUUCCUCCCCUCAGGCCAUGCACCCUUGGGAGCUCUUUGUGAAGUACUACCAGUCCAAGAACGGCCGGGCCUUUGUGGAGUCCCCGGCUCGUAAGCUCUCCCAGUCCUUCGGCCUCCCCGUGACAGGCGGGGGCCCCGUCACCCCGAAGCAGAGCCUCCUGUCGGCCAUCCACACGGUCCUGUCGGAACACGACCCAUUCAAGCGCAGCGCAGACUCGGAGCUGAAGGCCCUGGUGUGCCUGGCCCUCAACGAGCAGCGCCUGGUUUCCUGGCUCAAUCUCCUCUGCAAGUCCGGCGCCCUGAUCCAGGCCCACUACCAGCCCUGGAGCUACAUGGCCCAGACCGGCUUCGAGGGCGCCCUCAACCUCCUCAGCCGCCUCAGCCACCUGCACUUCAGCCUCCCCGUGGACUUGGCAGUGCGGCAGCUGAAGAACAUCCGGGACGCCUUCUGAGUGGCCGGAGCCCCAUCUCGGCCCGGGCAAGGGCAGCGCUUCCGGCUCCGCCCAGGAAGGCCACCUCUGGGCACUCACAGGCGGUCUCAACAGCGGCUGCCUCCAUUGCAUUCACCAGGCCCCCCACGUGGCGCCUCUUGUAACAGGCCGACAGCCGUUGAGAGGAGCUGCCCUAGCGCCAUGUGCAGUUCUUGGCCGCCGGUUGCCCUCUGUAGUGUCCGUAAGGCUUCGCUGCAGAGCUGUGGUGUGUUCAUAAUGUCCCUCGAUCUCACGGAGUCAGCUUGGACAGCGUGUCUCCACGAGGGACGUCCGCUUCCUUCUGUACCACCGGGAGCAGGGCCUGUAUUCGGCCUUGAUCGCCCGGAGGAGGUCUUCCUGGGCAAAGAGUCCUGAACUAUUGAACUCUCAGGUAGCAGAGCCUGCGAGUAGAACGGAGCUUUGACAGACAAGCGGCUGGCUUCAGUGUGUCCGCUUGAGCCUAGUGCUCACAGGCGGCAAAGAAUCAGGUGGCAGGAUGGAACAGGCGGGCAUCCCGGCUGAAUUGGGUCCAGCGUCACAGUGUGGUGGAGAGGGAGGGCCAGGUGGUGUGAGAAAAACAGGUAAAGGAAGAGAAGGGGACACCCUUGACUACAGGCAGAGGGUGAGCUCCGGGAUCUAGUGAGACAAGCACACAAGUCUGCGAGAGAGAGAUGGGUAGAGGUGUCCAGCCUUGUCCCCGUUGCAGGAAAGAAGCCGUUUGAAUAGCGUUUGUCAUAACUACUACCUCCCAAACAGUCCCUUUGCGGGCGAUUGGGUGCCUUUGGUGUGGGUACGUAUGAUGUGCUGUUGGGGGGGAUAGGAGCUACAUGACCCUCAGCCCGGAUAUUGCUUGUCUUCAUCCUCAUAUCAUCUGCCGUGGAAGUAGUUAAGCUGGGCAGGACUGCUCUGCGAGCUAAAUUUCGUUUUCUGCGGACCAGACAGGGAGAUGUUACUACUAAAAAAAUCAGACUUCCAAACACGGCAUGUUUCCUCUGUAAGGAUGUAGUAGAGUGAAGGAUACAUUCAAAGGUUCUGAGACCAAGAUUUGUUUCUCCCCAUGGAACUUAGGAUAGUGCCCUCCCAGUACAGUGCAAAGCAUCAGGGCAACUAUGUUCUGCUGCAGAGGUGUAGUUCCAGAUAUGGUACUUCUAGAACUCUACUCUCUUAGGUUUCUCUGAGGCCCAAGAGAAGGGUGAGAUCAAACUGUGCCAUCUUCAGACCUUGCUCUGACAGCCCAGCUUGGACAGUGUGCGAAGGAGCUCCAGUGCCAAGCCAUGCCCUUGUGAAUUCUGUGUCUCUGCAAAUAAGUUGUUUUGUGGAGUUUCUGUGACCUGUCCGUCUCAACCCCCUCUGCUUAGUGUAGGAGAUCUCCUGCUGUUGUCUCGUAUUAUUCAUUACAUUCAGGAAACUGUGUCCUGCUCCCUGAGGGAUCUUACUUUUUAAUAGCAUUUUGAUUGUUCUAAUGCCAGUUCAGUGCAAAGGGGAAAAUGUGUCAAUUGACAGUUGUUUAUG